CCUCGAUCUAAGGUGCUUCACACUUGAAUAUUGCCGCAAAACAUGGCCCGGGCUAGUGGACCUUCAGAUCAUGGUAACAUCCGGUUACUGGCAUGGGCAAUCGCAGCGGUCAUCGGUGCCGUCGGAUACAGCACCUUUCUACAUGACAAAUUCGCAUUGAUAUUCGGCUUUGGCCGAGUGAUUCAACCCAUUGAAGAUUUCCCCUGGGACUGCAAACGUAUUCAACAUCCACUCCUUGAAGGCUGCGAAGAUAUCUGGCUAGACUACAACAACCGUAAACUGUACGGUGCAUGCACUAGCCUCAGCUCUCGAACGGGAUGGAACCCAAGUGGGAGCUUGUUCAAUGUCUCAGCGAGGUCACGCACCGAUCAUAUCUCUGUGUUGAACAUCGACGAGCCAGGUGCGGACGGCUUGUACGGGCUGCAUCAGCUCAAGAUCGACUAUGCCGGGGAUCUCGACCUGCAGGGCUUCGAUGUCAAGCGCGCUGGGGAUCGACAGCGGUUCUGGCUCAUUAACCAUCGACCGCCUGUGGAUCCGGCCACCGGAGAACCGCUCGAUCCCCGCAAAGUAGGCGCAAACUCCACUAUUGAGAUUUUCGAUCUUGAUGCACCCUCAAAUACUCUGAUGCACAUUAGAACUAUAGCUAGCGAGGCUAUUAUCUCCCCUAAUAACCUUGCGGUCGCAGACGAUGGAGUUGGAUUUCUGGUAACGAACGACAAUGAUGCAAAGGCUGGGAUGUUUCGCGAUCUCGCGAUACUUUUUGGAGGCGGAAGUUUGACAUACUGUCGGUCGGACACUGGCAAAUGUGAGGUGGUUGCCUGCGAAAGUUGCGCGUUCCCUAAUGGUGCCGUACGAGGCCUCGAUGGGCGCUUCUAUGUUUCCCACUCCGCCUCGGGUGUGAUCACCGUUCAUGAGUACUCGGAGGAUGGUCUCGUCGAGAUCAGAACGAUGCCUCUUGAUGUUCCGCUUGACAAUCUAUCUGUCGACAGAGAUGGAAACAUCAUGGCUGCUGCUAUUCCUCAUUCCGUGGGCUUCAUGCAAGCUGCUAAUGAUCCAUAUAACCGAGUCGCCGCGGCGGGUGUCUUAAUGGUGACAAAUACCGACUUGCAAGGCAAUAAGUACAAGGGCAUCAAAGUCAUCGAAGAUAGGGAUGCCAAGUACCUCCCCACCACAACGGUCGCAGCGCAUGAUGCCCAAACCCAUCGCUUGUUCUUGGCUGGGGGAUUUUCGCCGUUCCUCAGCAUCUGUCAGAAGCGUAAUUAAAGAUUGGUGAUCGCGUUAGGUGGACAAAGAUUUUUGUUCGACAAGUCUCAAGCUUGUUGAUAUCGAGUUCCAUUUGUAUGCCUGUCUUUCAAUCUUUGAGGUCUCGCUCCUAUGUUUCAAAACCUCUCGCGUGUCCUUUGGUAUCUUGGGAGUGCUAGGCAACUGCGAUAUAGAACGAUGCAUGGAGCGUUCCCCACACAGAUAGGCAAACAAAUGCUAAGCGCUGAAUUGCUGUCGGAAAUUUCUAGUUAGUCGGCAUUUCCGGGCAUAUACUGCCAAUUAUACUCUGUAGAUACAAGAGAAUAGUUUGGCGACCUCGGCC
Molecule: messenger RNA, 1585 nt
Organism: Penicillium brasilianum
Lineage: Eukaryota; Fungi; Ascomycota; Eurotiomycetes; Eurotiales; Aspergillaceae
Source: the annotation of a GenBank genome assembly